This is a messenger RNA of Eruca vesicaria subsp. sativa (arugula), 666 nucleotides long. NCBI's taxonomy places the organism in Eukaryota, Viridiplantae, Streptophyta, Magnoliopsida, Brassicales, Brassicaceae. The record is from the annotation of a GenBank genome assembly.
AUGGAACGUGGAGAGUUUCUCACGCUUGUUGCUUCCGCAGAGGCUAGCAAUGAACACCCAUUGGCAAAAGCUAUAGUUGAGUACGCUCGGCAUUUCCAUUUCUUUGAUGAAUCUACCGAGGACGGUGAAACAAAGAACAAAGUGGGAAACCGUAAACUUAUGUCAGAAAACUCCAUUACCAUUCCAGACCACAAAGAGAAUUUUAUCGAGGAGCUUGAAGAAAGCGCAAAGACAGGAGUCAUUGUAGUCUAUAACGGUGAAUUAUUUGGUGUCAUGGGAGUUGCUGAUCCACUAAAGAGAGAAGCUGUUGUAGUCGUGGAAGGUCUCCUUAGAAUUGGUGUUCGACGUAUAAUGAUUACAAGUGAUAACUGGAGAACAACAAGAGCAGUCGCCAAAGAGGUAAAAGAAAACAUUUGUGAUGUGAGAUCUGAAGUAAUGCCAGCAGAAAAAUCUGAAGUGAUUCAUUCACUGCAAAAAGAUGGAAGCACAGUGGCCAUGGUUGGAGAUGGAAUCAAUGACUCGCCAGCUCUAGCCGCUGCUGACGUGGGAAUGGCCAUUGGUGCAGGGACUCAUGUAGCAAUAGAAGCAGCUGAUUACGUUCUGAUGAGAAACAACUUAGAAGAUGUUAUUACAGCCAUUGAUCUCUCUCGCAAAACCUUAACAUGA